AUGUCUUCCCUCGACAAAGAAUACCUUCUCUCGCUUGCGACCAUAGAUCCAGAGCUCAAGGCGUUUCUUGACAACGCUCAACUUCCGCCUCCUCCCAGUUACGAUGACUUGGAUGCCUUUAAAAAGAUGUCGGCCCUUCGCAGUAUCGAAACCCUGAAGGCGCUUGGUGACCCGCCGCCCGAGAUCAGACAAUCGGAACUCCAAUACCCGACCAGAGACGGCAGCAAGGUACGGGCGAAGCUAUACCAGCCAUCGAACCCAGGAUCAGACCUUCAUCGGCCGCUCAUUGUCAUGUUCCACGGCGGGGGAUUCUGCAUCGGCACGCCAGAAAGCGAAGAGCAAAGCUGCCGGAACUUCGUGCAAGCCUUUGGCGCCGUAUGUAUUUCGGCAACGUACAGGCUAGCUCCGGAAUUCCCAUUUCCGUACGCGGUCAACGACGCCUGGGACGCUAUGAGGUGGGCAGCGGAAAAGGCGACCUCUUGGGGCGCAGACCCAUCUGCUGGGUUCGUGGUCGGAGGCACUUCGGCCGGCGGCAAUCUCUCAGCUAUAAUGGCACACCUGGCCCGCGACGAAGGACUCUCGCCUCCACUCACGGGCCAAUAUCUAGCAAUCCCCACCGUUCUCCCGCCCGCAGUCGUCCCGGAGAAGUACAAAGAGUACUACUUGUCGUACGAGCAGAAUCGACAUAGCCCGGUCCUUCCUGUCGCCGCAAUGGACAUGUUCCUCUCGGGCUAUAAGCCCCAGGAUAACGAUGGCGUGCAGUGGGCAGUCUUCAACCACCCCAAUGGCCAUCGUGGACUACCGCCAGCGCUGUUUCAGAUUGACGGAAUGGAUCCCCUGAGGGAUGAGGCUUUGAUCUACGAACGGGUCCUCAGAGACGAGUGUGGUGUCAAGACGAGGAGUUACGUCUACCCAGGGAUGCCCCAUGGCCACUGGGCUUUCUUUCCGUUCUUGAAGAGCAGCGACAAGUUUCGCGUCGAGCAGAUUGAAGGCAUGGGCUGGCUCCUGGGCAAGAAGCCGGACUUCUCCACAGUGGUCACCAAUGCAAAGCCUGCGAGUGCCUAA
Messenger RNA from Fonsecaea multimorphosa CBS 102226, 1065 nucleotides. RefSeq lists its product as uncharacterized. The transcript has 2 exons. NCBI's taxonomy places the organism in Eukaryota, Fungi, Ascomycota, Eurotiomycetes, Chaetothyriales, Herpotrichiellaceae. Gene Ontology annotation, molecular function: hydrolase activity. Bases 1 to 1065 code for a protein of 354 amino acids. The record is from RefSeq and is a predicted model, not a curated record.